Pelmatolapia mariae (spotted tilapia) is the source of this 10736-nucleotide messenger RNA. RefSeq names its product collagen, type VI, alpha 3 (gene col6a3). Lineage: Eukaryota; Metazoa; Chordata; Actinopteri; Cichliformes; Cichlidae. The record is from RefSeq and is a predicted model, not a curated record. Gene Ontology annotation, molecular function: protein binding; serine-type endopeptidase inhibitor activity. The transcript is spliced from 45 exons. The coding region runs from base 73 to 9969 and encodes 3298 amino acids.
AGACAGCCAGCAGGAAAGGAUGUGGUGUUUUUGCUGGAUGGAUCUGAUGCUACUAGAACUGGAUUCCCAGCUAUGAGAGACUUUGUCCAAAAACAAGUAGAGACACUCAGUGUGGAUGAUGGCAAAGACCGUGUGUCGGUUGUUCAGUACAGCAGCGAUCCAGCCGUCCAGUUCUAUCUGAACACUUACACCACAAAAAGAGAGGUCCUUGACAGUGUCAGAGGUUUGAGGCACAAAGGCGGACGACCCCUCAACACUGGAGCAGCUCUCCGGUACUUGAGGGAUAACGUCUUCACGGCGUCUGCCGGAAGCAGGCGGCCCUCAGGAGUUCCGCAGGUCCUAAUAUUGGUCACUGGUGGAAGAUCAUUUGACAGUAUUGAUGAACCAGCCUCUGCUCUCAAACAGCUGGGUGUCUUGACCAUUGCAAUUGGAACACGAGGCUCUGACCCCAGAGAACUUCAGACCAUAACUGGCGAGCCCAGUCAUGCUGUAUCUGUGUCUGAGUUCACUGACCUUCCCAAUGUUCAAGAACAGCUCUCUUCUAUAAUGAGCACAGUGCUAAUGAGGGUCACACCUUUGACCCCAACAGUGACUGUGGUCAGACAGCCAGCAGGAAAGGAUGUGGUGUUUUUGCUGGAUGGAUCUGAUGCUACUAGAACUGGAUUCCCAGCUAUGAGAGACUUUGUCCAAAAACAAGUAGAGACACUCAGUGUGGAUGAUGGCAAAGACCGUGUGUCGGUUGUUCAGUACAGCAGCGAUCCAGCCGUCCAGUUCUAUCUGAACACUUACACCACAAAAAGAGAGGUCCUUGACAGUGUCAGAGGUUUGAGGCACAAAGGCGGACGACCCCUCAACACUGGAGCAGCUCUCCGGUACUUGAGGGAUAACGUCUUCACGGCGUCUGCCGGAAGCAGGCGGCCCUCAGGAGUUCCGCAGGUCCUAAUAUUGAUCACUGGUGGAAGAUCAUUUGACAGUAUUGAUGAACCAGCCUCUGCUCUCAAACAGCUGGGUGUCUUGACCAUUGCAAUUGGAACACGAGGCUCUGACAGCACAGAACUUCAGACCAUAACUGGCGAGCCCAGUUAUGCUCUAUCUGUGUCUGAACUUACUGACCUACCCAAAGUGCAACAGCAAGUUGAGUCCUCUGUGGAAGCUGCAGUUAUUGAAGUCACCCCAGAAUUACCAACCGUAAUUGUUUCACGUGACAGAAAAGAUAUCGUGUUCCUUCUGGAUGGUUCUGAUGGCACAAGGAAUGGCUUCCCUGCCAUGCGUGAUUUUGUAGAGAGAGUGGUGGAGAAACUCAAUGUGGGAGAAAACAAAGACCAUGUCUCUGUGGUCCAGUACAGCAGAGAACCAGAGGUCCAUUUCUAUCUGAACACAUAUACUACAAGGGAGGAUGUGGUGGACUCGGUCAGAGGGCUUAGACACAGAGGAGGAAGACCCCUAAACACCGGGGCAGCUCUCCAAUACGUCAGAGACAACGUCUUUACAAACUCCUCUGGGAGUAGACGCCUGCAGGGUGUCCCACAGAUAUUGAUCUUGCUAAGUGGGGGAAGGUCUUUUGACAAUGUAGAUAGCCCAGCCUCAGCUCUCAAACAGCAGGGCAUUUAUGUGAUUGGCAUUGGAACUAGGACCUCAGAUGCUAGAGAGCUGCAGAAAAUAUCAUAUGAGCCCAGUUAUGCUCUGUCAGUGUCCGAGUUCACUGACCUUCCCAGUGUCCAAGAACAGCUCUCUUCUGUAAUGAGCAAAGUGAUAGUGAGGGCCACGCCCAUGACACCAACAGUGACCGUGGUCAGACAGCCAGCAGGAAAGGAUGUGGUGUUUUUGCUGGAUGGAUCUGAUGCUACUAGAACUGGAUUCCCAGCUAUGAGAGACUUUGUCCAAAAACAAGUAGAGACACUCAGUGUGGAUGAUGGCAAAGACCGUGUGUCGGUUGUUCAGUACAGCAGAGAUCCAGCCGUCCAGUUCUAUCUGAACACUUACACCACAAAAAGAGAGGUCCUUGACAGUGUCAGAGGUUUGAGGCACAAAGGCGGACGACCACUCAACACUGGAGCAGCUCUCCGGUACUUGAGGGAUAACGUCUUCACGGCCUCUGCCGGAAGCAGGCGGCCCUCAGGAGUUCCGCAGGUCCUAAUAUUGAUCACUGGUGGAAGAUCAUUUGACAGUAUUGAUGAACCAGCCUCUGCUCUCAAACAGCUGGGUGUCUUGACCAUUGCAAUUGGAACCCGAGGCUCUGACCCCAGAGAACUUCAGACCAUAACUGGCGAGCCCAGUCAUGCUGUAUCUGUGUCUGAGUUCACUGACCUUCCCAAUGUUCAAGAACAGCUCUCUUCUGUAAUGAGCACAGUGCUAAUGAGGGUCACACCUUUGACCCCAACAGUGACUGUGGUCAGACAGCCAGCAGGAAAGGAUGUGGUGUUUUUGCUGGAUGGAUCUGAUGCUACUAGAACUGGAUUUCCAGCUAUGAGAGACUUUGUCCAAAAACAAGUAGAGACACUCAGUGUGGAUGAUGGCAAAGACCGUGUGUCGGUUGUUCAGUACAGCAGCGAUCCAGCCGUCCAGUUCUAUCUGAACACUUACACCACAAAAAGAGAGGUCCUUGACAGUGUCAGAGGUUUGAGGCACAAAGGCGGACGACCCCUCAACACUGGAGCAGCUCUCCGGUACUUGAGGGAUAACGUCUUCACGGCGUCUGCCGGAAGCAGGCGGCCCUCAGGAGUUCCGCAGGUCCUAACAUUGAUCACUGGUGGAAGAUCAUUUGACAGUAUUGAUGAACCAGCCUCUGCUCUCAAACAGCUGGGUGUCUUGACCAUUGCAAUUGGAACCCGAGGCUCUGACCCCAGAGAACUUCAGACCAUAACUGGCGAGCCCAGUCAUGCUGUAUCUGUGUCUGAGUUCACUGACCUUUCCAAUGUUCAAGAACAGCUCUCUUCUGUAAUGAGCACAGUGCUAAUGAGGGUCACACCUUUGACCCCAACAGUGACUGUGGUCAGACAGCCAGCAGGAAAGGAUGUGGUGUUUUUGCUGGAUGGAUCUGAUGCUACUAGAACUGGAUUUCCAGCUAUGAGAGACUUUGUCCAAAAACAAGUAGAGACACUCAGUGUGGAUGAUGGCAAAGACCGUGUGUCGGUUGUUCAGUACAGCAGAGAUCCAGCCGUCCAGUUCUAUCUGAACACUUACACCACAAAAAGAGAGGUCCUUGACAGUGUCAGAGGUUUGAGGCACAAAGGCGGACGACCCCUCAACACUGGAGUAGCUCUCCGGUACUUGAGGGAUAACGUCUUCACGGCCUCUGCCGGAAGCAGGCGGCCCUCAGGAGUUCCGCAGGUCCUAAUAUUGAUCACUGGUGGAAGAUCAUUUGACAGUAUUGAUGAACCAGCCUCUGCUCUCAAACAGCUGGGUGUCCUGACCAUUGCAAUUGGAACCCGAGGCUCUGACAGCACAGAACUUCAGACCAUAACUGGCGAGCCCAGUUAUGCUCUAUCUGUGUCUGAACUUACUGACCUACCCAAAGUGCAACAGCAAGUUGAGUCCUCUGUGGAGGCUGCAGUUAUUGAAGUCACCCCAGAAUUACCAACCGUAAUUGCUGCAUCGCAGGGCCCGAAGAAGGAUGUCGUGUUCCUCGUUGAUGGAUCUGAUGGCGUUGGAAGGGAAUUUCCAAUCAUCCAGGAGUUUAUCCGCAGGGUCGUUGAGAGUCUCAAUGUGGGCGAAAAUAAAAUCCGUGUUGGUGUGGUCCAGUAUGGUGACACUGCUCAGGCUAAUAUGUAUUUAAACACACAUACAACCAAAGAAGGUGUUUUGAAUGCCAUCAAGGGAAUGAGGAAGCUAGGUGGAAGACAACGUAACCUGGGUCAGGCCUUACAGUUUCUCAAUCAGGAUAUUCUGACAGCAGCACGGGGUAGCAGAAAGCAGGAUGGUGUUCCACAGUUUGUUAUUGUUGUGUCUAGUGGGCCUUCUACAGAUGAUGUCCGUCGUGCAGCUUCUUCUCUUAAACAAUCUAGAGUUAUUCCAUUCAGCAUUGGGACCAGGGAUGUGAACCCCACAGAGCUGAGGGUGGUGUCAUACGUCUCCAAUUACGCCCACGUAAUAGAUGACCUUCCUGGCCUGUACACAGUUCAAGAAGAAUUAAUCAACAAACUCACUGAGCUGUCAGAUGAUGACAUCAACAGGUUGCGUCCAGAGUUCCCAACUUAUGAAGCACCAGUACCAUCUGUACCCACAGGAGGAGAAAAAAGGGAUGUUGUAUUUCUUAUUGAUGGCACAACAGCAGUGCGUAGUGAAUUCCCUUCCAUCCGUGAUAUGAUAGGAAGAGUUGUGGAGAAGCUGGAUGUAGGACUGGAUAAGGUCCGAGUUUCAGUGGUGCAGUACAGCGAUGAUCCAAAAAUAGAAUUUCCACUGAAUGCACACUCAACAAAAAAUGAAGUGCUCCAGGCCUUGUCGAGACUUCGAAACAAAGGUGGGAAUAAUCUAAACACAGGACGUGCUCUCGAGUUUGUCGCCAGAAGAAUCUACCAGAGAUCAGGCGGAAGCCGUCUUGAGGAAGGUGUGCCUCAAUUCCUCAUUCUAGUUACGGCUGGCAAAUCUACUGAUGAUGUAUCCAGCUCAGUCGAUGAUCUCAAGAGAAACCGGAUAGCACCUCUGGCCAUUGGUACAAGAAAUGCAGACCAAGAUGAACUGAGACAGAUUUCCAUGAAGCCAGAGCUUGUGUAUACAGUUGACAGCUUGAGAGAUUUUUCAAAGGUGGAAAAACAGCUUAUUGAUUCAGUCAAAAAAAUAUCCACUGAUGAUAUCAUUGCAAGUUAUACUCAUGUCCCAGAAGUCUUUCUAGAUCUCGGGAAAAAGGACAUAAUUUUCCUAAUUGAUGGCUCAGAUAAUACAGAUUCCGAAGGGAUUGCUCACAUCCGUGACUUCAUUCUCAAAAUUGUUGAACAACUUGAUGUGCAGCCUGAUAAAAUUCGUGUCGCUCUUGUCCAGUAUGCAGACAAAGUUAAAACAGAAUUUUCGCUCAAUUCACACAACAACAAGGCAGCUGUUGUCUCUGCUAUCAGAAGACUCCGUCAGAUGGGUGGACGAUCGUCAGACCUGGCUGAUGCUAUUGAUCAUGUUCUGCGCUUUGAGUUAAACUCUUUUGCUGGUGCUCGACCAACUGAGGCCUCCCAGCAUCUUGUGGUUCUCACAGGUGGACGUUCACCCCAAGAUGUUUCCCUCUAUGGACCUUUGCUCAAGACCUCCCGAGUUAACUGUAUUGGUAUUGGUGCUGAUCGUGCUGACACAAGGCAGCUGAUGAGUAUUUCCAAGAGCCCAGCUGAUGUCAUUCAGGUUUCUAAGUUCUCAAACCUGCCAACAAUAAAGGACAAGUUUAUUAACAGGUUGAGUGAGACUACUGUUGACGACACAUCAGAAUAUGACACUCCAACACCAGGCCUGCCUCCAUCUAAAAAGGCUGAUAUAGUGUUUUUGGUGGAUGGCUCCAUUAAUGUGGGCCGAGAGGACUUCAAAGAAAUCAUGAUUUUUAUCAACAACCUAAUUGAUCUGUUCUUCACUGAGAGAGAUAACCUACGGAUUGGCUUGGCACAUUAUGCUGAAGAUGUCAAUGAUGGCUUUUACCUCAACACAUACAGUAACAGGGAUGAGAUCCUAAAUGCUAUUGGUCAAAUAGAGUACAAAGGUGGACGCAGACUGAACACCGGUGCAGCCCUUCGCACUAUUCAAGAUGUUUACUUUUCUAAACAAAGGGGCAGCAGGGCUGAUGAGGGCACUCCUCAAAUUCUUAUAACUGUCACUGGAGGAAACUCAGCUGAUGACAGUAAAUCAGCAGUGCUUGGCUUGAAGAAUAAAGGUGUGAGAGUCUUUGCAGUGGGAGUGGGCAACAUUCAGAAUGAGUUGGAAAACCUGGCAAGUGUACCUUCCAUGGUGGCUCGAGCAAGUACCGUUCUGGAACUCUCAGAGCUCAAUGAACAAAUCCUGGAAACUCUGGAUGAUGAAGUAAAAGGGAAGCUGUGUGUCGGUGCGAAAGAACUUGCUAAAACCUCCAAUGUAGAAGUGUUGGUCGGUUUUGAUGUGUCCGCCCAGAAUAUUUUCAGUUCUCAGACCAACCUCCAGAGCAAGAUGGAGGCUAUUUUGCAGAGGAUUUCCAAAAUGGCAUCCAUUAGCUGCUCCGCUGGGCAGAUUCCAUCUGUACAAGUGGGCAUGCUGGCCAUGGAUUCUGCUUCUGAGCCGGUCCAGCUGGACUUCACAAAAAAUCCAGAUGAGUUAUUUGAGGCUUUCAGAGCCUUGCGGAAUCGUGGCCCCUUUGUUCUCAAUGGCAAGACCAUAUCAGCUUACACCAACAGAUUCAAAGUCAGACAGGAUGACACUGUCAAGGUUGUUAUUCAUCUGACUGAUGGUAUUGAUGCUCCAUAUGCUGAAAUGAAAAGGCGAGUUGAGGAGCUUCGGCUGUCAGGAGUGAACAGUUUCAUUCUGGUUGGGUUGGAGGGGGCACCCAAUUUUGAGGAGGCGUCGCUAUUAGAAUUUGGUCGUGGCUUCAGGUACACAAGACCCUUAAGACUGAAUAUCAUGGACUUGGACUAUGAGCUUCUGGAAGAACUGGACAAUAUUGCAGAAAGAGAGAUCUGUGGAGUGCCAUGCAAAUGUACUGGCAACAGAGGAGACAGAGGAGGAGUUGGACAGCCAGGAUCUAAGGGUGGUCCAGGAUUACCAGGAAGUCAAGGACAUCCUGGAGAUGAAGGUGGACCUGGAGAACGGGGUCCUCCUGGUGUGAAUGGAACCCAGGGUUUCCAAGGAUGUCCUGGCCAGAGAGGUGUCAAGGGGUCUCGUGGAUACUCAGGAGAAAAGGGUGAAGCUGGAGAACUUGGUCUUGAUGGCAUCAAUGGAGAAGAGGGCAAAAGUGGUGUGGCUGGGCCCCCUGGAGAAAGAGGAAACCCUGGCAGAAGAGGUCCCAAAGGUGCCAAAGGACAAGCAGGAGACAUAGGACAACAGGGAAUCAGAGGAGACCCUGGAACAACUGGACAAGAUAACAACCAGGCAGGACCCAAAGGAGACCCUGGUGAUGCUGGACCAGCGGGAGAGCCUGGUCAGGAUGGAAGGAGGGGAGGCCCUGGUGAACCUGGAAGAAGGGGACCCAAUGGCAGAAGAGGUUCACUUGGGCCAGCUGGAAAUGUUGGAGGCCCCGGAGCGCCUGGUGUACAGGGAGAGUCUGGUAUUGAUGGGCCAAGGGGUCCGCCUGGACCAAAUGGUGCACCAGGAGCAAGAGGAGAAGAUGGAAAUCCUGGACCUAGAGGUCCUGGAGGUACCCCAGGUCCUAGUGGAGAAAAAGGUAGAAGAGGACCUCUUGGUCGCAAGGGAGAGCCAGGAGAACCAGGACCUAAAGGUGAUGUUGGAUCACCUGGCCCCAUUGGAGAGCCUGGUGAAGAUGGUAGAGAUGGUUUUGGUGUUCAAGGGCCUAAAGGAAGAAAGGGAGAUGAAGGAUUCCCAGGAUUCCCAGGUCCCAAGGGAGCAGCUGGAGACCCUGGCACCGCGGGUGGACUUGGAUCCAGAGGAAAUCGUGGACAGAGGGGAGUCUCUGGGAAUAUUGGUACACAGGGACAAAAGGGAGAAGUUGGAUAUCCUGGGCCAUAUGGUAUCAAAGGACAAAGAGGACAAGGAGCUGUGCAAUGUGACCUUGUCACAAAGAUCAGAGACAACUGUCCUUGCUGCUUUGGUAAGCAGGAAUGCCCACUCUACCCCACUGAGCUGGCUUUUGCCCUCGACAUCUCACAAGGCCUUGGCCGUCCAGUCUUCAACAACAUGCGUGACACAGUCCUAAACAUAGUCAGAAAAAUUACAAUCGCUGAAAGUAACUGUCCAAGAGGAGCUCGUGUUGCUUUGACCCUGUAUAACAACGAAGUCACCACUGAGGUCCGGUUUGCUGAUGCCAUGAAGAAACGUGCCCUGGUAGAACGCAUUGAAGGACUUCAGAUCCCACAGACAAGAAAGCCCCGCAGCUUGGAAACAGCCAUGAACUUUGUGGCCCAGAACACAUUCAAGAGGAUACGCAGUGGCUUCCUCAUAAGGAAGGUGGCCAUCUUCUUUGUAGGUGAUCAAGUUGGUCGGUCACAAGCAAUUACUAGUGCAGCCCUCCGCCUUCACAACGCUGGAAUUGCCACUUUGCUGCUGGUCAGACAGGAGGACAGAGCACUCUCCAGAGCGGUGCAGGCCAACAACACAGCACUGGCCCAGGUCAUUGUCCUUCCCAACGCUAAUAGUCAACAGUACAAUUCAGUCAUCCAGAAGGUUAUGAACUGCCAUGUCUGCCUGGAUUUCUGCUCUCCGGACCAAAUCUGUGACUAUGUUCCCCCAACUGCUGGCCGAGAUAGGAGAUCUUUCACCUCAGAUGUCGACAUUGACAUUGCUUUUGUCAUGGACAGCUCUGAGUCUACCUACCCAACUGUCUUUGCCGAGAUUAAACACUAUAUAUCAUACAUGGUAGAGCAUCUUCAUGUGUCUUCAAAUCCCACAUCAUCUGUUAACCACGCCAGAGUGUCUGUGAUUCAGCAAGCACCUUAUGAGUUCCUGAAUAACAAAUCUGGGUCCCCCCUUCAUGUUGACAUUGGCUUUACUGAACACACUUCAGCACAAGAUAUUAUCAAAUUCCUGGUAGAGAAAACACCCCAGCUGGAAGGUGGCCGGGCACUCGCAGAGGCAAUUGAAAGGACGGUGGAUCAAGUGUUUGAGAAGGCACCUGUACAACGUGACAAAAAGGUACUCAUACUGUUUGUGACAGGAAGUGUGGAACAAGACCAGGAGCAGCUGAUACGCAUUGCCACUGAGGUCAAGUGCAGGGGCUACUUCCUCGUCAUCUUUGGUGUAGGUGAAACAUUGAGUGCUAAGGAUGCAAGUGUCUUGUCAAACAUGGCCAGCGAGCCUUCAGAUGUCUUCUUCAAGCAGCUGAAGAGUAGCUCAGACUUUUAUGACAGACAAAUCCAGACCUUUGGCCAGCUACUGCCCAAGUAUAUCAGUAUUGAAAAUGCUUUCUACAUGUCCCCUGAAGUCUCCAAAAACUGCAAGUGGUUUCAGAAUGACCAGCCACUAAAAAACCCCUUCACACCAUCACAGGAAGUGGAGAAACACCAGAAGCAUCAUGAAAAUCACCAAGCAGUUCAUGAAAGAAAGCACAAGGAUGCAGAGGAGCUGCACGUCUCUAAUAUCACCUCCAGUAGCUUGAAAUUGCGUUGGAGCAGGCCAGAUGCCAAGCUCUUUGUUUACUUUGAGGUUGUUGUCGUGAGGCUCCAUGACCAUGCACUGGUGCUGAAGACCAAUGUGUCGGGUACAGAGCUUGCUGUGGACAACUUGGAAAGUGCUCAAACGUAUCACGCUGUAGUCACAGCUUACACGGCAGAGGGUCAAAUUGUCUCUACUCUCAAAGGCGUCAUUACUACAAAAGCAGCUGAGCAUAAGCUUGCCAGCCAAAACACAAGUACUCCAAAUACCACACCCCUGGACAAACCAGAAACUGUUAAUGAAUUGGCAGGCCCAUGCUCGCUUGACUAUGACCCUGGAAUGCCCUGCAAAGACUAUGAGGCUAAGUGGUUCUUUGACAGAAAGAACGGGUUCUGUGCACAGUUCUGGUAUGGAGGUUGUGGAGGGAAUGAAAAUAGGUUCGACAGUGAGGCUCUCUGCUUGAAAAACUGCAUGAGGUCAGUGGCAGAGCCUCAGCCAAUGGUGAAGCAAGUUGAACAGGUGGAGGUCCUCCCAGAUCCUGCUGCUUUUACAGCUGUGGACAUUUGCCAGCUUCCACAAGAAGAAGGUACUUGUGCCAAAUUUGUUCUCAAGUGGCACUACGAUGCUGCCAACAAGAGCUGCAUGCGCUUCUGGUACGGUGGCUGUGGUGGAAACCAGAAUCGCUUCGACACUUACGAGCAGUGUGUGAAGGCUUGUGGAAAACCAGCACCAGUGAACCAAAGAGUCAUUGCUACAAUAAAAACAUAGGACGAAAGUGACAGACAUGGCCAGCUCUUACCUCCAUUUAGGGGAUUCUGAGGAGAACCAUCCAAAAUGGCCAUAAAGUAAUGGUGGCUGCACUGGAUUCCACAAACAUGGACUUUAUCCCCCAACUCUUGAAGUAGUCUUUUUCACAACAAGAAGGAAGCAACACAAUUUGCUGCAUGAUUUGUUUUAACCUACUGGUGCUACAUGAUAUGUUUGUCUUACAGAAGGAGUUAUUAAGUGGAUUUGGUUUUGUAAAAUCAAGUUCUCUUGAACGAUCACAGUUUUCAUAUUUUUUAAAAUGCAGUUUUAUGAUUUAACAAGAAACAUGUAUGAAUAUCUUGGACAGAGAUUAGCAAUGACUCAGUACAUGAAGGAUUUUAAAGCAGUAAUCUUUUUUUAUAUUGUGGUUAAGUCUUCUUUUUACAUUCCAGAUUCACAUAGCAGCAGUUUUUUUUAAACUCACUUCAUCCCUGUGGAUUUUUUCACUAUUUCACUGUCACCAAAUCCACAGCAAUGUUUACACGAGUCUAGUGUGGCAGCGUGUGUGUAUGUAAAGACAGCAACCAACUGCUGGGAUGCCAACAUUAAUGUAAUGUUUAGUGCACUUCUGGAUCCGUUGCCUCAAACACAAGAUUUCCAGCUAUUGAGAAACAGAAUGUACUUUUCAAGCUGUUUUUAUUUUUCAUUUCAUUUUGGAUUUGCAGAAAGUUAUGUUCCAUGUGGGAAAGGGCGAAAUAAAAAUGAAUUAGACUUUCUAAUAAACAUGA